Messenger RNA from Paramuricea clavata, 408 nucleotides. The record is from the annotation of a GenBank genome assembly. Lineage: Eukaryota; Metazoa; Cnidaria; Anthozoa; Malacalcyonacea; Plexauridae.
AUGUUUCCUGAAAGUGGGCAAACCAGCAAGCAUUGUUUCCUAGCCAUGUUUCCUGAAUGUAAGCAAACAAGGGAACAUUGUUUCCUAGCCAUGUUUCCUGAAGGUGAGCAAACCAGGAAACAUUGUUUCCUAGCCAUGUUUCCUGAAGAUGGGCAAACCAGGAAACAUUGUUUCCUUGGCAUGUUUCCUGAAGGUGAGCAAACCAGGAAACAUUGUUUCCUAGCCAUGUUUCCUGAAGAUGGGCAAACCAGGAAACAUUGUUUCCUUGGCAUGUUUCCUGAAGGUGAGCAAACCAGGAAACAUUGUUUCCUAGCCAUGUUUCCUGAAGAUGGGCAAACCAGGAAACAUUGUUUCCUUGGCAUGUUUCCUGAAGGUGAGAAAACCAAACCAGGAAACAUUGUUUCCUAG